Musca vetustissima is the source of this 418-nucleotide messenger RNA. RefSeq names its product mediator of RNA polymerase II transcription subunit 9 (gene MED9). Bases 1 to 417 code for a protein of 138 amino acids. Lineage: Eukaryota; Metazoa; Arthropoda; Insecta; Diptera; Muscidae. Gene Ontology annotation, biological process: regulation of transcription by RNA polymerase II. Gene Ontology annotation, cellular component: mediator complex. Gene Ontology annotation, molecular function: transcription coregulator activity. The record is from RefSeq and is a predicted model, not a curated record. The transcript has 3 exons.
AUGGAUUGUGAACCAGUUGAUAAGAAACCAAUUCUAACAGCUGAUGGUCUUAUUCAGACCGCUCCAAAUCCCAAUAACCAAACAAAUAAUAAUUCGACAGCCACUGGAAGUGGAUCCAACGGCCAAACAUUGACAGCAACGCGUCUCGACAUAGAAAUAUUGCCUGCAAUUUACGACAUUAUACGCUGUGUCGAAAAGGAUCCAAAGGAUAAUACGGCCAAACAACGUGAGUCGCAGGAGUGCAGUCAUAAGAUUUUAGAAUUACAAAAACGUUUCGAAGCUGCACGGGCCCAAGUAAGGCUUUUACCCGGCAUUGAUUACAACAAAGAGGAACAACUACAGCAAUUGGAAUUGUUACGGAAUCAAUUGAAAUUGAAACAGCAAUUAAUACGCAAAUAUAAGGAUAUACAAUUUUAAG